Molecule: messenger RNA, 473 nt
Organism: Salvia hispanica
Lineage: Eukaryota; Viridiplantae; Streptophyta; Magnoliopsida; Lamiales; Lamiaceae
Product: 10 kDa chaperonin, mitochondrial-like
Cellular component (GO): mitochondrion
Molecular function (GO): metal ion binding; protein folding chaperone; protein-folding chaperone binding
Source: RefSeq, a predicted model, not a curated record
CGUACAACUUGGUCAUAUUCUUCUACCACCAAUUUCCUAAUCAACUAUCAGCAGCUGUCGUUGAAUUUCAUCAAUCGGAAAUGGCGAAACGCUUAAUCCCAACCUUGAACAGGGUGCUGGUGGAGAAACUAGUGCCCCCUUCUCAAACCGCAGCUGGAAUCCUCCUACCUGAGAAAUCCUCUAAGUUGAACUCUGGAAAGGUGAUUGCAGUCGGACCGGGAGGUCGCGACGUCGCCGGAAAUCAUAUUCCGGUUGCGGUGAAGGAAGGCGACGAGGUUCUGUUGCCUGAGUAUGGCGGGACGCAAAUCAAAUUAGACGAAAAAGAGUACCAUUUGUAUAGGGAUGAAGAUAUCUUGGGGACCCUGCACCAUUGAUUCAUCGGAAAUCUCAAUGUCAAAUUAGCUAGUAUUGGAGUUUAGAUUGUUGUUCACUCUUUUCUUCAAUUCCAUUAAUAAACCAAUAUUUUGUUUUUA